AGAAAGAGUGGAUAGUGCAGUGCGUGUUUGUUGUGCGCCUUCCAGGCUUCUAUUUUGGCCUUUGCUGUUUCCUUUCUGGUAUCGGAGCGUCCCUUUUCCGAAACCCCCGAUCACGGGAUUUAAGCGAGGGAAAACGGAGCUGGUGGAGGAGAUAUAUACUUUGAUCGGGCUCACAGGAAAUCACCUCACUCUUCUGUCGACUAAGAUCAAUGUCUCUUGGAUCCUGCAUCCCAUUGAAUAGUCUCUUCCUCUUUGAACAUAACACCAGGCCGUUUUGCAGGAUCGUACCGGGUGAGUGACUCACCAAAAUAUACGGACGGACGCCCAUCUUUGAGUGAAGCAGCAACAUCAUGAAGUCCAUUGCAAUAAUUGGCGCAGGGGUUGGUGGCUGCACCACCUACCUCUUCCUCAAAAAGCACCUCUUGCCACACAUCCCGGACCUGGAAAUCCACAUCUACGAAUCCUACCCGCCGCCGCCCUACCUCUCCAGGUCCAACCCUAAAGGCCCUUCCGGUCCCCUAAACGACACCGAAGAAAGACCCAACCUCCACUCAAACCCAACAACAAACGUAACUACCGCGCUUGGCGGUGGUCUCGGCCUCAGCCCCAACGGAAUCAGAAUCUUGAAGACUCUGGACCCAGAAAUCUACGCUCGGAUCAAAGCAUCAAGCUACGAAACUGAUACGUUUGGUCUUCAGAUUUCUUCAGGGAGGAUGUUGGGGAGUUUCCCAGCUGGUGGGAAACGUUAUGGGAAUGGAACGAUGAUUAUUAUGCGUGCGGCGCUGCAUGAUGCUGUGUUGGAGAAGGUGGAUCAGAAAGAUAUUAGUUUCGAGAAGAAGGUUAAGAGCGUCGUGGAUGGGAUGGAGAAAGUGAAGAUUGAGUUUGAAAACGGGGAGACUGUCGAGGCGGAUUUUGUAGUCGGUGCUGAUGGGGUUUGGGGAAAGACGAGACAGGCAAUUCCCGAGAGUGCUGCGUUGAAGGCGGAGUAUGACGGUCUCGUGGGUAUCGGUGCCUUUCUCGAUGAGAAGACUACUCGGAACAUUCUCGCCGAGCUCAAAGACAAGAAGAAUGUUGUGCUCCCCAAGAGUGUCAUGACCAUGACAUUCGGCCCUAGCGCCUUCUUCGGCACAGUCUUGGAUGUGAGUAGACUCGAUAGCGCCCCCUCCAAGGACGGACUUCCAGAAAAUAAAGAUCUCGACCGUGAACUUCCAUUUGCAGGCUGGUGGUCCACCUUUCCGAUGGAUCCUCCUCCAACUUCAAAAACCCCGUUCUCUGAAGUCAAAGAGAAGGUCCUCGCCAAUCACAAAGGAUGGACACCACUUAUCACAGCUUUGAUUGAAAACAGUGGGGUUGGCGGAUCCGGAGAAGUCACCCAUGUGCUUCCUCGAUGGAUCACCCCCAACUUGCCGAAGUGGACAAGUGAUAGCGGUCGGAUCCUGCUUGCUGGUGAUGCUGCUCAUUGCAUGCCGCCUGACAGUGGACAGGGAGUUAGCUGCGCGGUUGAAGAUGCCAUGACCAUCGGACUCCUCUGUGAGGCAAUUUUCGUUGUGAAGGGGGGAGAGGAAGCAACUGAUCAGGACAAUUUGAAAAGGCUGUGCGAUUUGUAUACGAAGCUUCGUAAGCCGAGAUGCGAGUACAUCGUCGCUGAAGCUCGGAAGAGAGGAGAUAUGAAGAGAGAGUUGAACGUGGUUGAACAGACGAUCCGCAAUGUCGUGAUGUGGACGAUGUGCAAGAUCAUGCCGGAGUCGAUGAUGGAUGCGUUCUAUUCUUACGAUGUGGAGACCGAGGUAAAGAAAGCUUUGAAUGGCGAGACACCUGCAUUCAAAGGAAAAGGAAAAGUUUCGUGAAGGAUGAGUAAUUUAUGUGAAAUACAAGGGACAUGGUCGGCAGUUGGCAACUCGGUGGCUCGAUACCCUCCCUACUCAGGAGUUUGACCGCAAUGUACUUUUAUUCUGCCAUCCAAAUCAGCCUAUGAUAAUUUGAUUGGAGACAGUUUAGAGCGAUAGAGUUGCGGCUGCAAAGUAUUUAAUUAAAUGAAGGCUGAGUGCGGCUGCAGGUGUGAAUUGUCGAAGUGUUGCGAGAAGCG
Messenger RNA from Hyaloscypha bicolor E, 2086 nucleotides. RefSeq names its product FAD/NAD(P)-binding domain-containing protein. Bases 351 to 1847 code for a protein of 498 amino acids. Gene Ontology annotation, molecular function: monooxygenase activity; FAD binding. Lineage: Eukaryota; Fungi; Ascomycota; Leotiomycetes; Helotiales; Hyaloscyphaceae. The transcript has 2 exons. The record is from RefSeq and is a predicted model, not a curated record.